Molecule: messenger RNA, 620 nt
Organism: Saprolegnia parasitica CBS 223.65
Lineage: Eukaryota; Oomycota; Saprolegniomycetes; Saprolegniales; Saprolegniaceae
Exons: 3
Coding region: 1-582 (193 amino acids)
Biological process (GO): mitochondrial proton-transporting ATP synthase complex assembly
Cellular component (GO): mitochondrial membrane
Source: RefSeq, a predicted model, not a curated record
AUGAUGAUGCUUCGUCUCCGCGUUGCGCCGUCGGCGCUGCGCCUGCCCAAGGCCGCGCUCCACGCGCCCGCCCGCUUCUUUAGCGCUGCGCCCGAAGAGAAGAAGUUCGAGCUCGUGUACGAAGCGCCGCUCAUCAAGCCCGUGACGACCAUGAAGGCCGUGUCCGUCACGUCCUGCGUGCUCACGAGCGUGGGCAUGCCCCUUGGCUGCUACUACGGCAACGUCACGGCGUCGCUUGUUGGCCAGUGGGCCAUGUGCGGCACCGUCAUGUUCUUUGGCAUUGGCACGACGUCGCUCUUCCACUACCUCUUCAAGCCGUACGUGCUGCGCAUGUGGGUCGACCGCAGCUCCGAGACGGUCGCGGUCGAGACGCUCAACCUCCUCGCGCGCAAGAAGCGGACCGAGUUCGUCCUUGCCGACGUCGCUUCGCCCGACGUGUCGAACCACCCAAUGGUCAACUUCAAGGCCAAGGACCAGCACUACUUCAUCCACCCCGAAGUCUUUCAGGACCGCGCGCUCGCUGAACGCCUCUUGGGCAAGAAGAUCGAAGACGCGCCAGAGGACCCGCCCCAAGCGGCCUAGAUAGGAGAUGACGACGUCCCAUUUUGGUGUAUACAGAG